AUGUCCCGGCGUUCCUCGCGGCAGCUGCGGUUGGCCGCAGCCAAUCAGCGCGGGGCCGGCGGGGCGGGGCCGGGCGGCGGGGGAGGCUGUUUAAAGUGGCGUUGCGGGAUGGCGGAGCCGGCGGACUAUCCCCCGUUCCAGCUGGGGAAGCCCCGCUUCGAGCAGAGCUCAUUUUAUGGCAGAUUCAGGCACUUCCUGGACAUCAUCGACCCCCGCACUCUCUUUGUGACUGAGAGCCGCCUGCAGGAAGCGGUGCAGCUGCUGGAGGACUACAAGCACGGCACUCUGCCCCCCGGAGUCACCAACAAACAGCUGUGGGGAGCUCAAAAAAUCAAACAGGCCAUCAUCCACCCCGACACCAACGAGACCAUCUUCAUGCCCUUCCGAAUGUCAGGUUACAUCCCCUUUGGAACCCCCAUCGUUGUUGGUCUCCUCCUGCCCAACCAGACUCUGGCCUCCACUGUGUUUUGGCAGUGGUUGAACCAGAGCCACAACGCCUGUGUGAACUAUGCAAACCGCAACGCGAGCAAGCCUUCUCCGACAUCCAAGUUCAUCCAGGGCUACUUGGGAGCUGUCAUAAGUGCUGUCUCAAUAGCAGUGGGCCUUAAUGUUCUGAUCCAGAGAGCAAACAAGUUUACCCCGGCCACUCGGCUGCUGAUCCAGAGGUUUGUGCCAUUCCCCGCCGUCGCCAGUGCCAACAUCUGCAACGUGGUCCUGAUGAGGCACACGGAGCUGGAGGAAGGAAUCGAUGUGCUGGACACUAACGGGAACAUCGUCGGCUCUUCCCGAGUUGCUGCCAAACACGCCCUGCUGGAAACAGCCCUGACCAGAGUGGUCCUGCCCAUGCCUAUACUGGUUCUACCUCCCAUCAUCAUGUCCGUGCUGGAGAAGACGUGGCUCCUGAGGUGCCGGCCCCGGAUGCUGCUCCCGGUGCAGAGCCUCGUGUGCCUGGCUGCCUUUGGGCUGGCCCUGCCCCUGGCCAUCAGCCUCUUCCCGCAGAUGUCCGAGGAUCCCUGGCAGCCAGCCUAGACCUAUCUCUCUCCCCGCACUCUCCGGAGCACAUUCCUUUCUACACCUUUUCCCGAGCUGGGAUAGAAAUGAGUAUCAACCCCAAACAAAAAGCAUCUGCUUCCUGCC
Molecule: messenger RNA, 1137 nt
Organism: Serinus canaria (Common canary)
Lineage: Eukaryota; Metazoa; Chordata; Aves; Passeriformes; Fringillidae
Gene: SFXN5
Product: sideroflexin 5
Biological process (GO): monoatomic ion transport; citrate transport; mitochondrial transmembrane transport
Cellular component (GO): mitochondrial inner membrane
Molecular function (GO): citrate transmembrane transporter activity; monoatomic ion transmembrane transporter activity
Source: RefSeq, a predicted model, not a curated record